CGUGCUUUUGCUUCGUCGAUAUUGCAAUUUGUAAAUACGUAAACAAACAAAUUAAACAACAAUAAUAAGCGAUAGAUGAUUGUACAAUCACGCAAAUAUGUAGUGUAGUAGAAUCUAUUUUAUCUCACAAUGUAUUAUAUUUCCGAGAUUUAAAAAAUGGAUGACGACGACCCGAGGCGCCCGCUUUUGGGUUGUCCGCCUAGAAGCAAAUGGCGCGACAUAGGGAGCAAGCUGUGCAACGUGCAGUCGUGGCGGAGACGCGUGCCCAUCACCAUCUGGCUGGCCAGCUACAGCGCUGACUCUCUUCUGCGAGACGUCAUUGCAGGUGUGACGGUGGGCCUUACGUCCAUCCCGCAGGGCAUUGCGUACGCGAUGGUGGCAGGUCUCCCGCCGCAGGUGGGCUUGUACUCCAGCAUAUUCCCGGGGCUGGUGUAUGCCGUGUUCGGCAGCUGCAAGGACGUGACGGUGGGCCCCACCGCCAUCCUCGCCGCGCUGCUGGCCAAGUACGUGGCGCGCUCGCCCGACUUCGCCUACCUGGCCGCCUUCCUCUCCGGCUGCCUCAUACUGCUGCUGGGAGUGCUACAACUAGGUUUCCUGCUGGACUUCAUCUCGAAGCCGGUGAUCAGCGGCUUCACGACGGCGGCCGCGCUGCAGAUCUCCGCCUCGCAGCUCAAGUCGCUCUUCAGGAUAGAAGGCUCGUCGGGCGGCACGUUCGUGAAGGCGCUGGGCAACUUCUUCAAGCACAUCAGGACGCUGCACCCGUGGGACACGGCGCUGGGCGUUUGCUGCAUCGUUGCACUUCUUGUACUCAAACGUACAAUGUUGAAAGCGUCGCCAACGCGCAGCACAUGGCGCGCCGCAGUCGCCGCGGGCUGGCUGUACGUGGUGCGCGCGCGCAACGCGCUGGUCGUGCUGGUGGCGUCGCUGCUGGCCUACGCGCUGUUCAAGCACAACAUCACACCCUUCGCGCUCACUGGUAAAAUCGACGGAGGUCUGCCGCGCUUCGGGCCGCCGCCCUUCAGCACGGUGGUCAAGAACGAGACGCUGGGCUUUCAGCAGAUGUUGGCAGUGUUCGGGCCGGAGGGACUCGCCAUGCCGCUGGUCGCCGUGCUGGAGAGCAUCGCCAUCGCCAAGGCUUUCGCGGGCAGCAAGCCAGUGGACGCGACGCAGGAGAUGGUGGCGCUGGGCGCCUGCAACCUGCUGGCGUCCUUCGCGCAGAGCAUGCCGGCCACCGGCUCCUUCACGCGCACGGCGCUCAACCACGCCAGCGGCGUCGUCACGCCCGCCGGCUCGUUGUUCAAAGCGAGCCUGGUGCUGCUGUCGGUGACGCUGCUGGCGGACGCGUUCUACUUCAUCCCGCGCGCCACGCUCGCCGCCGUCAUUAUGGUGGCCAUGAUGUCCAUCGUCGACUUCUGCAUCGUCAGGAAGCUGUGGCUCAGCAGCAAGUGGGAGCUGGCGACGUGGCUGCUGACGGUAGUUGUGGGCGCGUGGGCGGGGCUGGAGUACGGCAUCGCGGCGGGCGCGGCGGCGGACGCGCUGCGGGCGCUCGCUGCGGCCGCGCGCCCGCACCUGCACACCGUACAGUUCAAGGUCGGUAACCAGGAGUGCAUCUUGCUAACUCUGGCGGGCACGCUGGGCUACGCGAGCGCGGAGCACGUGCCACGCAAGAUCCGUGCUCUGCAGAGCAGCGGCGCGCACGUGCUCGUCAUAGACGGCAGUCGCCUGCGACGGGUGGACAUCGGGGUGGUGGAGAACGUAAUAUCAGCAAUCCUGGAGCUGCAGAAGAAGGAGCAGCGUGUCCUGCUGUGGAACUUCUCGGAGCAGCAUCGGCGCGUGUUCGCGAGCUUGCAGCCGGCGCUCGACUGCUUCGUGAGCGGGCCCAGCGUCGACCCCUUCGUGUUAGGCUUAGACGUUGACAGAAGGUUUCCAUCGUUAAGCACAGUGACGUAACUAUUGGUAUAAUUAGGUUUAAGUUAAAUAAUCAUACUUAUAGCUUGGCAACUUCGUUCAUAACACUCCGGAUAUUGCGCGCGGUGCGGGGCGUGUAGCGAUGAAUGAAAAACCCACGACUGAUGCGCGUCACAAUGAUGCAAUAUUUCACACCCGCGCAGUCUUUCCGCCCGUCGCCCGCAUAUCAUGGGAGUGUUAUUAGUGUACUUGCCGGACUAUAGUCUUCUUACUUUUUGGAGUUAAAGGUAAUAUAGUAAGGCGGACAACAAGCGUAAACAAAACAUUUUAUUAGACUGUUAUCUGUCUGUGAGGGGUCGCUAAGCAACGGUCGUUAAUAAACGGGUUUCUAUGUCUAUAAUGCGCGUCAUUACAUCUGACAGUAAAUCUUCGCCCGGAAAUAGAAGAAUUAUACAUCAUUCCUUAGGUAUUUUAACAGAACUAGUAAGUCAGGGAUAUUUUAUAGAUUUUGUGUAUAUAAUAUCGAAUAGUUAUGUCUGUAAAAGGCUCUAUUUUCCUAAAUGUAUAUUUAAAUAUUUAAUUAUAGAUUGUAAUAAAAGCCAAGUGAGACCGUUUUAUCUGUACCUUUGUAUAAAUUUUCAUUUCUUAAGAUCAUGUAUAAAUGACGUCUAGUAGAACUUUGAGUGUUUUACUGUACAUAUUUAUUAAUAAAUAAAUAUGUGUACUAGAACACGUAUAUACAAUAGUUGUAGGUACGUAUAUAGUACCAAAGUUACUGUUAUUUAAAUCUCAUUAUUAUUGUUAAAAUUCUUAGAACUUAUGAAGUGUUAAAUUCCAACAAGAUGUAGUUUUAUUAAAUACAGAUCAUCUAACUUUAAAACAAUUUCUCUCAACUAUGGUUAUGUCCACAUUUUAUUUCUUAUCUCACAUAUCAACUCGAAAAAGGAUCACCGCACCAACCGCACCAUCAUCAACCAGGCGUCAAUUCGGCAACGGUUAGGUAACGCCGCGGUUACGGCUCGAUAACCGCAGGUUAACGGCGAGACGAGGGCGUGAGAGGGACCAGCAUGUAUGUACGAAGGGACGUGCUUGACACGAGAUAUUGUGUUUAUGAAGUUAGCAACAAAUGACUGCGCAAUGAAUUAAUAACGGUACAAACGGCGCGGGCGGGGAGUGUUCGCGUCGGUACGAACCGUCUAGACGCGACCGCGCGUCUAUACUCAUUCCGCAGCUAACUUCACAAACAUAAAGAUCAGUGGAGAGCAUUAUAAGUGCGAGGAUCGCGAGUAUAUGACGGGACGUGUUCGACAGUGAUUAUACCAUCAUUUUGUGAUAGAGGAAACACCUCGAGCAGGUCCCAGGACUUGUGAUCUUGGGUGAAGAUUUAAGGGAUCUUUUUGAAUUCAUAAACACUCACCUCCCCUGCCCGAUAUGUUCUCCAUGCCCACACUAAACAAUUUAUGAUCAAUACUUACAACAUAAAACAUUCUUAAUUACAAAACAUUAUUGCAUAAAAUCACUAACGCGACUAGCAGCGUGACGUUGUCCACGCUGCCUAACAAACAACUGAAUUCAAGUCAUCCAAUACCCUUUUAUUUUUACCAUCACUGUUGCAACAACUUCGUACAAACCUUUUUAUAAUAAUAUAAAUAAUGAAUGUUAAUACCGCCCGUACUCGAAGAACUCGUAACACGUAUAGGCUUGUUCCGAAGCAAGAGGAUUCUGAUUAGUGUGUGUUGCAGUAAGGAGUUUCAGACAAAGAAUAUUGUACGGCUUCAAUUGAUACGGUGCCGAUCCUUUUCCGAAGAUGAUAUGUGUGCUAGGACCCUAAUUUUGACGAGGGUUCAUAAUAUUGUUGAUAAUAUAGAUAGAUAGUAGAUCCACUGCUGAUUAGUGACGUAGUAUCGAAUAUUUCAUGUUAAAUUCCUGUUUCUUAAAAAAUUGUUAUGGACUGAAAGUUUAGUUUUAGAUUAGAGGAAUUUUAGUGUUAUCAUGUAAUUUUUAAUGCAACACAAAAAGACGUAAAAGAAAAUGUUAUCAUUAUUUUGAAAAUGCUGACGAUGCAAUGUUUACUGACAAUCAAUGUAGCAAACAGAGCAGAUACUAUAUUUACCGUUUUGUAAAUACUAUUAAGAACGAAUAUACAACACUUUAGCUAAAUUUUGAAUACCAAUGAUAUUUUAAGCAAUACGA
This is a messenger RNA of Bicyclus anynana (squinting bush brown), 4101 nucleotides long. Its product is annotated as sodium-independent sulfate anion transporter. Gene Ontology annotation, cellular component: membrane. The coding region runs from base 157 to 1950 and encodes 597 amino acids. The record is from RefSeq and is a predicted model, not a curated record. The transcript has 14 exons. NCBI's taxonomy places the organism in Eukaryota, Metazoa, Arthropoda, Insecta, Lepidoptera, Nymphalidae. Gene Ontology annotation, biological process: transmembrane transport. Gene Ontology annotation, molecular function: sulfate transmembrane transporter activity.